UCAAUACAUCAAUACAUCAAUUUAUCAAAUCAUCAAGUCGUCAAUACAUCAAUAAAUUAAUUCAUCAAUGCAACCCCCACGUCAAUACAUCAAUAAAUUAAUUCAUCAAUGCAUCCACACGUCAAUUCAUCAAUUAACCCAAUUCUGCGAAGUUCCAAAUGAAGAAAUUCACAAGUUUAUGAAGCUAAGUUUAGCUUCUAUUUUUAUCGCACAUAAAAAUUUGUAAAUUUAAUGUCUGGCCUUCAUCGAUUACUUAUAAACAAUGUCGUAACUUUUCAUUUUUUUUCAUCAUUAUACAUAAGCUCACAUCUUAGAUGUUAAUGCAAUUUUCUUUAGCAAGUGCAAUUAGUAUAUUAGUAUAAAAAAUAAUUUCUACACUAAUCGCCAUCGAUUAGUCAAUAAAAAAAUGUAUCAAUUAGUAAUUUCUUCGAGUCGUCAGCGAUCCACUUCAAUAUCUUGCUUCGAUAAUGACUUUCGAUAGUAAUGCAACAUCAUGUUUCCCAGCGUUUACAUUAACAUUAACAGCGAUUACACGCAAGAAAUCACGUGUUCCAGAGUAUUGUAUGAUUAUUUAACAUGCGUUGUCUUCACGUAACGAUCACGGUUUUAUUAAUUCGCUUUUCUUCGGUAUACCAUUGUAUACAUACCGAAUAACCAAUAAGCGGCACACAUAUACAUACACCCCGAAUAAGCAAUGAAUCAUUUGUGAUGGCAUACGUCGACCAAAAAUUACAAAUUCUUUCGUUCUCAUUAUGCCAGAAAUUUGUUGAACUUUCACUGUCCUCUUCGGCGCCAUUUUAUUUUCUGCGCACGACGUGUAAUUCAGGUGUGAUUCAUCGUCGCGUUAUGGAAGCAGUCGUCACAAAAGCAUCUCAGAAAUAUCUAUUCAAUUAUUAUAUCUCCUGGUUGUUGAUCACGACCAGGAGCAACGAUGCGACGAUCGAUACUGUGCUGCGACAUCUGAAUAUCGGUAUCGAUAGCGACGUCGUCGUUGCCACUCCUUCCGCUUUUUAUUCGGAGAUGCAAAACCUGUCGAAAACGUAUCAGAGCAGGACAUGUUCCUUCUUAAAACGUUACGGAAGCUCCAUUAAGUUCCAUGAUCCGCCAAUGAAGCAAUUCGAUGAGAACGCGACGAUCAAUUUGAACUACGCCAUUUUGGAGAACCGAACCGUGUUCUUUUACUUCAUCCACGUCUACAAGAUUCGAUACGCGGACAACACUAGUCUAGUUACGAAUUUCCUUGGGUCCUGGAACCCGGACUCUUGGUCCUUUCACAAUCCGACGAAUGUGAAAUUAAGAAACGACUUUAAAGGACUACCGAUCGUGUUUGGGGUAUUAAAUGGGACGAUCGAUGGGCAUAUGGACACCACGGAGGAAGAGACGGACGACAUUGCUCCUCUUCUCGAUUUCGCUAGCUUCGUUACCAGUAGUGUGAACGCAAGGAAGAAGCAUGGUUUAGUGAUUGAUCGAUUUUUGGUAUGUGAAUUGUUCAGCAUAGAGUUGGUGCCGCACGAGAAGCUCGGUACUCUAAACAACAAAGUUUGGAACAACCUCCUCGGAGACGUCGUCUCCGGGACCGUGGACAUCGGGUUAGGCUACAUAACCGUGAACGAGGAACGACAAACGGAGAUGACGUUCAGCCAUCCGCUGAUUCGCUACAUGAGGAACAUUUAUUAUCAUCCGUUAGAGAUCGGGACGAUGAGAGAUAUAUUUCGACAACCGUUUAAUAAUUAUCUUUUGGGAUGCGUUUUUUCUACGUACGUCGUUAUAUUGAUAGUGAUGGGUUUGAUUAUUUACGCAGCGAAGAAUGUUCUACAUUACGAAGAGGAGAAACGGAUCGGGAUUGGGGAGGCUGCUUUGUGGUGCAUCAGCAUAAUGUGCAUGCAAGGUUCAUUAUGGACACCUCGAAAUCCGUCGGGAAAAACAGUGUUAUUAUUCAGUUUGACAUUCUCCUUGGUGACGUAUAGUGCUUACGCUGGUUUCAUUACUUCUAUAUUAUCGGUGCAAGUCAGUGGUAUUAAAUCAAUCACUGACAUUCUGUCGCACAAUUUUAAACUGGGAUACAGCAGGACGGACGAUGAGUAUAUUCGAAACGUAAACGAUAGUAACCUCCGGGAAUUAUAUAUAAGAGCAUUCAACAAUCGAGAAUCUCGAUUAGAUACGGCUUCCGGUCUCACGAAAGCUGUCAAAGGACAUUAUGGUUUCUUCGUGAGCGCCACCUUAGCCAGACGAGCCCUUAGGUCAACGUUAAUUCAAGAAAGAUGUUCUUUAAGAGAACUAUCACUUUCACAAACAUUUACUAUGGUAGCUCUACCUAUGGCUAAUUCUUGUCCUUAUAAAAAGGUCAUUAAUUUGAACAUCCUGAAGAUACGCGAACGAGGAGUACUCAACCGAAUCACCGAACGAAUGCUACCAGAAAUGCCUCGUUGCAAAUUAGCCACCACUUUCCACAGCGCGAGACUAACGGACGUCUACUCCGCCUUCUUCAUUUUGAUCGCAGGCGGCGUGUCCGCCAUUUCGAUCGGCAUCAUCGAACGAAUCUGGAACAAACGCCGGCAAAUGAAGGACACCAUCGUCCGCGGUAUGCGGCAGCACCAUCUGAUGCCCAACUUCUCGCACCUGCCUCAUUGGCCUCAUCUCCCGCACUUCCCCCACUUCCCACAUUUCCCGCAGUUGCACUCUCGAAGCGAAUUUACGAAGAAACAUUCUACGAAGCCUGGUAACAAGUUUGACUCGUCCACUUCCGCUGGGGAGUCGUUGAAGGGGGCUUCGAACAGCGGAGAGAAAAAUGAAGAGGAAGGCACACGCUCCGAGGGCGAAACGAGUUUCCAGCGUUUCGAGCCGAAAUUUCGGAGCUGGAAGAAACAGGCGAGUUCUAGGCGCAUGAAUUGGACUUCUUUUCAGGGGUUGCCGAAGAAAAAAAGUGGUAAAGAAACGAAGACCAGCACUGAUACUGUGUUUCCUUUUCAUCAAUGAUUUUAGUGAAGGUUGUUUGAUUAUUUGAGUAUUCAAUAAUUUUAAGUAUGACUUAUUUUUAAGUUUAUGUUAAGCAAUUUCAAUGUCUGAAAGCUUAUCAGUAAUUUUUAUAUGGGUUCGCCUUUGAUAAUUGAGUAUUAGACUAUUUCAGUACGGAAGGUUUACUUUUCAAUUUCGUAUUUUCGCGCGCUUGGCAGCACCAUUUUGUGAGCACAACUUUUCAUAAAAUAAUCAAUGUUUGAGAGUCUUUGAGCAGAACGAUGUACUAUUAUAAUGUAACGAUUUGAAAUGCAAUUACAGGUUAACUAUUGCAUUGAUAUUUGUAAUUAAAGAUUUUCUUUAAGCUCAGGUUUUGACGGACUACCGGUAGAUGGCUGUUACAGUAUUGCGCGGGCUUUUCAAAUAUUAAAAGAGCUACGAUGUUAUAAUUUCUUAUAUCAAUAUUAUUUGUAAAAAUAUUUUAGCAGUAUUGUGUCUUGCGAACAAUCCACGUAGACUUAUUGAAAACAAUCCACAUAAUUACUAAAAAUUUCCUCAAUUUAUUAUAAAAUUUUACAGUAUUAAAAUAUAAGAAACGAACAAAUGUAAGUUAAAU
Megachile rotundata (alfalfa leafcutting bee) is the source of this 3571-nucleotide messenger RNA. Its product is annotated as glutamate receptor ionotropic, delta-2. Gene Ontology annotation, cellular component: membrane. The record is from RefSeq and is a predicted model, not a curated record. NCBI's taxonomy places the organism in Eukaryota, Metazoa, Arthropoda, Insecta, Hymenoptera, Megachilidae. Gene Ontology annotation, molecular function: ligand-gated monoatomic ion channel activity.